AUUCACUAUAUCUGGUCUCCCACAGUACACAGAACAUGGAAGUGCAAUUAUUUUAGUAAAUAAACUGCUAAAUACCUUUUCUCAUCAGCAGUUAGAGCAGUCCUGCUGAGCACUAGUUAAAGCUUGUAGGAGGAGUUUUCUUUCUGCUCUAGGAGGAUGUAAAACCCCUGACCUCUGUCUGGACAGUGCUGAUUGGCCCUGUACUGAUCACAUGCACUCUCCCAAGAAAAAAAAAAACAACCUCUCCAGCAAUGUGCAGAAGGGCUACAGGUUCAGUCUGUCUGGGGAUCAGGAGAUAAGACAUAGACAUUUGAACAAGAGGAGGGGCAGAGAAGAAAGGAUCAAACAGCCAUUUUACACAAUGCAGAGGAUUAACCCCUUAGGUUCCACAGUGAGUAUGACAAGCAUGCUUUACUGCAUAUACAGACUGAUUUUACUGUUGUGGGUUUAG
This is a messenger RNA of Staurois parvus, 451 nucleotides long. The record is from the annotation of a GenBank genome assembly. NCBI's taxonomy places the organism in Eukaryota, Metazoa, Chordata, Amphibia, Anura, Ranidae.